AUGUCGUCUCAACAGUCAUCGCGCGGCAGCGCCUACUCGUCCACCGCCUCGUCGCCCUACCAGCACGCCUACUACUACGACGCCCCCGCCCAGGCAACCUGGAUGAAGGUCAUCCCCAUCGAGGACGACGAGCUCACAUUUGGCGGCAAGCCGCUGUCCGACUGGCACGAGGAGGACCUGCGCCGCUACAGCAGCUCCAGCUUCGACUCGCACGACGAGCACCGCGGCCGCACCCGCCAGCGCGCCUCCUACUACGAGCCCACCUCGGCUCCCGGCUCCGGAUCUGGACCCACGAGCAGCGGUGGCCACCACCACAAGCACGGCCACGGCCACAAGCACCACCACAAGAAGAGCGACAAGAAGAAAUGA
Molecule: messenger RNA, 369 nt
Organism: Diaporthe citri
Lineage: Eukaryota; Fungi; Ascomycota; Sordariomycetes; Diaporthales; Diaporthaceae
Exons: 1
Coding region: 1-369 (122 amino acids)
Source: RefSeq, a predicted model, not a curated record